AAGGCCUUAGAGAAUAUUUUAGUAAAUAUGGUGACAUUACAGAGGUCAUGGUGAUGAAAGACCCCACAACAAGGAGGUCGAGGGGUUUCGGUUUCGUGACGUUUGCAGACCCUGACAGUGUAGAUAAAGUGCUAGCAAAUGGGCCUCACGAACUCGAUGGUAAAAAGGGUGAUGAUAGAAGACGACAUGCUCUACAAAACUCAAUCGUUUCUCGCCAAAUGAAUACCAUCCCAUCAACGUAAACAACGAAUGUGGCCAUAAAGACUUAGAAAAAGGAGACUCUAGGGAUCCAUGAAAUAUGUCUUCGCAUCCAGAAGGCACCUUUAAAUGCUUACUUGACCACCGUCCAUUGUAUUGGUCCCCUUUUAGUUUUUGAACCUCGAACAAAAAAUAGAA
This is a messenger RNA of Stegodyphus dumicola, 396 nucleotides long. RefSeq names its product RNA-binding protein Musashi homolog Rbp6-like. Gene Ontology annotation, cellular component: cytoplasm. The record is from RefSeq and is a predicted model, not a curated record. NCBI's taxonomy places the organism in Eukaryota, Metazoa, Arthropoda, Arachnida, Araneae, Eresidae. Gene Ontology annotation, molecular function: mRNA binding. Gene Ontology annotation, biological process: regulation of translation.